AAAGGCUUUUUUUUCCGCGGUGAGUUUCACCGUUCUGAUUUGCUCCGGUCAACUCGCCCCGGUCGGGGAGCUCAUGAAUAAUUAAAGAGGGGGAGUUCUAUCCAGCUAAAGCGACGCUGAUUGAGCGCUCCUUGGAAAUUGAGUUUCCUAACUUUUUUACUUAGCAAGAGUUUGGAGUGGGGCGAUCAUGAACGUUUUGAUUCCUUUACGUCCGCACUUUUGAAGACUGGAUUCCCUCGGAGGGGGGCAGGGAAUUCUUUUUUUUUUAAAAAACAGAAAAAGUUUUAACUAUUUAAAAAAAAGUUUUCGAAACUCUACUAUUUAAUUUUUUUUUUGAAUUCAUACACAAAGUCUGCCAUGGAUCCAAACCCUAUCCCACCGCCAGGACAGACCAUCGUUCGCGUCUUGGGGGACUCGGAGACCGACCUGGAAGCUCUAUUUAACGCGGUGAUGAAUCCGAAACCGGGAACCGUCCCGCACCAGGUGCCCAUGAGAAUGAGGAAGCUGCCCGAGUCGUUCUUCAAGCAGCCCGAUUCGGGCUCUCACUCGCGGCAGUCCAGUACAGACUCCAGCAAUAACCUGCCCCAGUUGCAAGUGCAGCAUAUUCGCUCGCACUCCUCUCCUGCCUCGCUGCCCGUCAGUGCGAACCCCAACCCGCAACAGUAUGGACACCUCCGGCAGCAGUCCUUCGAUAACAUCGACGAUAUCCCGUUGCCCCCCGGCUGGGAGAUGGCCAAGACCCCCUCUGGCCAGAGAUACUUCCUAAAACCCUUCAUCGGUACUGGAAAGGAACAGGGCAGAAGAAUUGCAGAAAGGACCAGUGAGAGAGAGUCUCACGGAGCUGCCGUGGAAGAGAGGAGGAAAGCUUUUUCAGGCCAUGUAGACAGGAUAACAACAUGGCACGAUCCCCGGAAGACCAUGAGCCAGAUGAAUCUGAACACAGCCGGCACAUCAAACCAGUUGCAGCAGAGAUCCAUGGGCUUGCCUCAUCCAAACCCUGUGAUGAGCCAACAGCAGAUGACUCCAAACACCACUGUGACUCCGUCUGGAAUGCCCUCCCAAAACCCUCGGAUGGCCAUGAUGAGCCUCUCCAGCGCCAUGACGGUGCAGCAGAAACACCAGCAAAAGAUGCGCCUGCAGCAGAUCCAGAUGGAGAAGGAGAGAAUCAAACACCUGCAGCAAGAGCUCAUGAGACAGGAGAAGGCCUUGUAUAAUCAGAUUCCCAGUCAGAUUCCCAUUGAAUCGGAAAACAUCCCCACAGCCCAGAAUGCUGUCUCUACACCAACUAUGACACAGGAGAUGCACGUCAUCACAAACAAUGGCUCUGACCCCUUCCUCAGCAGUGGACCAUACCAUUCACGCCAGGCAAGUGCAGACAGUGGUUUAGGAUUGGGAAGAACACCUGAAGACUUCCUGGGUCAUGUGGAGGAGAUGGAUACAGGAGAAAUGGGGCAGACUGCCAUGACCACAACUCAGCCCAGCCGCUUCCCCGACUUCCUGGACUCUCUGCCGGCAAGUAACGUGGAUCUCGGGACCCUGGAAGGUGAGGACCUGAUGCCAAGCCUGCAGGAGCCCUUUGGGUCGGACAUCUUGCCUGACGUGGAGUCCAGCCUCAACCCGAAGGAGACUUUUCUCACUUGGUUGUAAUCACUGUGGGAAGCAAGAGAAGAGAAGUGAAAUAGGAAGUGAGAUGGAGUUACCCUUUCUGCUUGGAUCAGAGGCAAAGUGUCUCAAGUAGUGCUUUUUGUUUGCCUGAAAACUUUUAUGUUCGUUCCUUCACCCCAAAGUGGUAUAUGCUUGUCUCAUUUAACUAAAGGCGGCUAGCAGUAUUUUAUAUGAACUAUAUCCUAGAACUAUCUCAAUGUCUUUGAGCUUCCAAGUAAUCAUGGGAUUAACCUCUAGUAGAAGAUCAAAGAUUCCACUGCUUGUCCUGUCUUGCAUGGCCAAAUGGAUAAUUCUUUUUCUCCUUUUAAAACAUUAUUAUAUUAUUAGUAACUAAAGGAGGAAAAAAAUUGAACCUAAGAGAUUAACUGUUUGUUUUGCAACUGGAAGUCUUUUUGGUUCAAGACUGAAAGAAAGGUUGGGUGGGAGAGGGGGAAGGUGGGGUGGGGGGGGGGGGGAGGUGGGAGGGAGCAUUCAUACCCAAAUUGUUUUGGUGACCUUUUUAUCAGGAGAUUGAAGUGAUACCAAACACUUCUCAUCUAUUUAAUAUGAACAGAGCUUUAAAAUCGUUUGUAUUGUUCAAUAUAUAAAAUAAUGUACAAAAAGGUGGGCAAAUUUGGAGUCCAAGUCAUGACGAUAGUAGCCAUUUGCACGUGAGGCAUCUCUGCAAAUUUGGCUGUUCAUGUGGCAGCCAUAUGUUACUCUGUUAUCUGCUGUUACUUCUCAUGACCUAGACACCACUGUUAAUAGGUUUCUCACAAUCACACAUCCUGCCUUUGCCUACAUAUUUAGUGGAGGUGUUAAGAAGCACUUACUGUAAAGCAGUAUUUAAUACCUCUGUAAAAAGAGUGGACAGGGCAACAUGGUGUAAGCAUGCUGUAACCCUUAAUUUCACCAUUACCUUUUUGGCAUCUCAAUUUUCAAAGCUUUGAUAUUACAAUGUAGCUAAAUGUAAUGGUAUACCCUUAUAGUUUGUUGUCAUAAUGCUAUAUGCUGUAAAAAUAGACUUUUGCAAAAAAAAGCUACCACAUUUUUAUCAAGUGACAACUUAAAUCAUUUUUUAAGAAAACUUUUUUUUAAUUAUUAUUGUAAGGAAACUUGGAUUUUGGAUUUUUAUCACAUUGAAUACUCGAAUUGUUAUACUUUUUUAAAAAAAGUUGGGAUUUUCAUCGGCUCUUAAGUAAAAACCUGGAACGAUAGAGAGGGAAAAGCCGCAAUGGAUUGGGAAAGUCCAUGGAGGAACAGGACGGAUGACACAGUUUGGAAGUGGUAAGGUAAUUGGAAUUGCACCUUUGUUGUGAUGCAUUGUGGGUCAGAGUCCAUCUUUGUUGUAAUACAUUGUGAGUCAAAGUCCUUAUGAAGAUGCCCUCGAUACAAAAUAAAGCUUGGUACGCUGUUCUAAAUAGUCCGUUCCAAUCUGACUUGACCAAGAUGACCUUCUUCAGGAAAUUGGACAAGAAAAUCAGUGGGGGUGGAGGGAAGGGUGGGAGAAAGUGGUUGAUAUAAAAUGAAUUGGCAGUGAAUGGUAAUCAUUCAUUUUAACUACAAGCAAGGAGGUUGGGCCUGCUGAGUGUAACUUGUACCCUUCACUGAAGGCAGUGCCUGAUGUAUGGGGCUUUACUAAAAACUCUGCGACCCAUAUUGUAGCUGCUCUUUGUCUGUUUAUGCAAUUGUCCAACACCCAUACUUAGUAGAAGUAUAAAGUUUGGGCACUGGAUUUGCAAGAUCUCCUUACCCACCUGGUAUCCCCCCCCCCCCCCCCCCCCCCCCCGACCUCCUUUGAGGAGCAGCUACAGGAAGGUCGCUAAAUGAAAAAGAGAGGAACAGAAAACAAUGUAGAAUUGUACAGAGAAAGUUGAUGAGCUUGUUUUAUGCAUUGUGCCCAGUUAACUCUGUGCUUGAUACUUGGGACCUCUGUAAGUGAAAUAUCCCUGGAACAGGCAGUGCAAUGGAAGUCAGGCUUUGAUUAAAGUUGUUUGAAGGCAAGAUGAGGCCUUGGAGUCAUUAUCCCAUCACCACAACCUUGGCUCGACACUCCCAUUCCCUUGCCUUUAUUGCAUGUGUUUCUGGAGGUGUGUGGAGUUUUGGGUGGGUGGGACUGUGCGUGUUAGGGUAGACUUUGUGUUAGUGAGGAUUUGCAUUUGAGGGAAGUAAUCUCUUCAUGCUUACUCUGGCCAGUGUUGGGAGGGAAGCUGAGGAGUGUGGGGUGUCGGGGGAAGACUUCAAACCCGGGUCUUCUCCUGAACUCUGUUCCUCGCACCAAGAGGUGAAAGGACAGAAAAUGCUGAGCGGCCAGAAACAAAUGGGGUUAAGGAAACUGUCCUCACCUCUCUAAUAUAAUCCUGAAUUUUUGACUUCUUUCAUACAUGGGAGGCUCUUUCCUUACAGAAUUGGCACUGUGUCUGAUAUUUUUUAAAGAAGUUUGGAAUCUUAAUGUGAGUUGAGUGAAUUGCACUUUUAGACGUCAUAGUUAACUAGUCUCAAUUAUUAUUGUAAAUUUGUGUUAAUCAACUUACCUUUUAAUAUCUCUUACUGAACUCCGCUGAUGCUUCUGCGUUAUCAUUGUAUACUCAGAUGUGGGCAAUGAGGAGGAUCUUUGAAUCAAACAGUCAGAGUUUAAGCUGCCAAGGCAGUGAUAUCACUUUGGGAAGAUCACCCCUUCAAAAGCGGGUGUGAGCUCCUUUGUGAUAGACUUUGGCCGAUAGAUCUAGAACUGAUCCAGAAGAAGUCUGUACAGUCACUAUUGCUGGUCAUCCCCUCUUCUUCUGGGGGAGGGGGUGGCGUGAUAUUUAUCUCAGCUGAUAGGGUAGGGGCAAAAAUCAUUGGGUGCAGAAAUUGGUCUUUGGGAUGUACAAGUGUUGGCUGCCGAUUGUAUUCGCCUCCAUGCUCCCUGUUGCCGCAAUGGAAAAGGCAACUGGUAGCCAAUACUCGCGUCUAGCUCCAGCCACUAAAGAAAAAUUUCUCCACUCGGCAGUGUUGAGAAACUGCACUGAAGGUACAACACAGGAUUUGUGAAAUGGAAAUGCAGUGGGGAACAGAUGGGAAAGUCAGGAUAACAACAAUAUUUUUUAAUUACAGUUUUUGAUAAUCUAGAAAAGGAGCACAAAUGCAAAUUGGACAGUUUGCUUGUAAGCACAUCUGUCUGAGCUUCUGAGAACUGUUUCAGUAAUCGAGAUUAUCAGUUUAAGAUAUAUUACUUCUGUUGCACUGCAAGCAUUUUUGUCACUCGAUUUAUUCAUAAGGUAUGGAAGUGUAUCGUGUUUGUGACCUUAUUUUUUGAACUCGGGUUAUUUUAUACUGAGAUGUGUGAACAUUGCUGUAGCAUGGUAAACAUAUGUGUUGUAUGUAAACACAGUUCAGUUCUGGUUUAAAUCCUUGCAGUCCUGUACUACAAGCUUUAAAAAAAUAAAUAUAAUUGGAUUGUA
This is a messenger RNA of Hypanus sabinus (Atlantic stingray), 5087 nucleotides long. RefSeq names its product WW domain containing transcription regulator 1 (gene wwtr1). The record is from RefSeq and is a predicted model, not a curated record. Gene Ontology annotation, biological process: hippo signaling; positive regulation of transcription by RNA polymerase II. Gene Ontology annotation, molecular function: transcription coactivator activity; protein binding; transcription corepressor activity. The transcript is spliced from 7 exons. NCBI's taxonomy places the organism in Eukaryota, Metazoa, Chordata, Chondrichthyes, Myliobatiformes, Dasyatidae. The coding region runs from base 358 to 1647 and encodes 429 amino acids. Gene Ontology annotation, cellular component: nucleus; cytoplasm.